AUGGUUUCAGACCAGAUGAUGGAACAGUCUGCUACCUUAGCAGCACCAGGUGGAGCUAGGAGGAAUAGAAAACGAUACAUUGGGGUGCGCCAGAGGCCUUCGGGAAGAUGGGUGGCUGAGAUAAAAGAUACAAUACAGAAGAUAAGAGUAUGGCUGGGAACUUAUGACACUGCUGAGGAGGCUGCAAGAGCUUAUGAUGAAGCGGCUUGCUUGCUUCGUGGAGCCGAUACUCGCACAAAUUUUUAUCCUUGCUCUCCAACUCAUUUAAGGCCAGCUCUUCCCUCAAAGAUCACCAAUCUUCUGUUGCUUAGGCUACAAGCAAGGCACAUUGCCUCUGCCUCAAUGGUGGCGACCUCUUUGCCUUUUAGCCUACAAGAACCGGAAACUGAAGUAAAAGAUUACCACUUUGAUAGUUUCUUCAAUCUGCCAGAAGAUUGCACCACUUUUGAAAAUAGUGAUACUCUUACUAAUAGUACUAGUGUUGGUGUAACUAAUAGUGAUAACGUUACAGAGUUUUGA
Messenger RNA from Quercus lobata, 519 nucleotides. RefSeq names its product ethylene-responsive transcription factor ERN3-like. Gene Ontology annotation, biological process: regulation of DNA-templated transcription. The transcript has a single exon. Gene Ontology annotation, molecular function: DNA binding; DNA-binding transcription factor activity. Bases 1 to 519 code for a protein of 172 amino acids. Lineage: Eukaryota; Viridiplantae; Streptophyta; Magnoliopsida; Fagales; Fagaceae. The record is from RefSeq and is a predicted model, not a curated record.